CAGGGAACGAACAUUUUUAAAAACUACUGUAGAAUAAUGUAGCUGCAUCAUCAUGAAUAAGUGUGUGUUGUUUACAGCUCCCCUGACACACCCAGGUGCUGCAGCUCACUGAUAACCCAUUGCCUUCACCCUUAGAUGUCAAACACACAUUGUAUGUCAGUCCGAUGUCAGCUCAAUGCUGCACACAGACGUUUUUGUUCCUCAGGUGGAUCCUGGCUUUAGCUUCCGGGUCCAUCCCUUGGUUCACGACCUCAGUCCGUGACAGAGGCAUCGCUUAAUGUUUAGCCCAAGAUCCGCUCACACACACACACACACACACGCACACGGGUAAGCAAAGGGAUUACAAACGCACAGGGACCCAUAUGCUGCACGAGGAUGGAAGCGAGAAAGCUUAAUGCGAGGAGAGCACAAGGUCCUGGUGCAGACCUCGAGGCGCCGGCAGCACCAAGUCGUCCUCUCGCUACCGUAGCUCGUCUCUACGUGUACGCACUGCAUGGCUGCCUCUGUGAGGUGGCCUUCACUGCCUUGUUGGACUGGUGCUACACCCGCGACUGGAGGCUGGCGGGCCACAGCAGCUUGUGGGCGCUGCCCAUGUACGCCACCGCCAUCUACCUCAUAGAGGUCAUGAGAGCACGGCUGAUGGCUUGCCGCCUGGCGCUGCCGGCGCGUCUGGCGGCCUACACCGGGUUCAUCUACCUGUGGGAGUUCAGCUGCGGGGCGGGCCUGAGUUUGCUGGGGGCCUGUCCCUGGGACUACUCAGAUUACAGCUACAACCUGAGAGGCCUGGUGACUCUGGAGUACGCUUUGCCCUGGACUGUGGCGGCAUUCCUAGCUGAGCAGCACGUGAUCAAGAACACACUGAGGAUAAGACUGAACUGAUACCAGACUGGACAAGUGCGCUGCCAAAAGCAUUUAUGGUUGAUUCACAUGUUGCGAGUCCCUGUGUUGCGCCAUUAAAUCUGAAAACAUUUUUUCAGUUUUAUUUGUUUGUGUUUUCUUUCCCCUUUGAAAUUAAGAUAAGACGGAACCACCGUAUGCUAUGUUAGCGUAAUGUAACCGAUGUUAUUUCUAGGUUUAGAAAGGAAUAUUAUGGCAUUUUGGGUAAUCACUUCAUUCGCUUUAUGCUCAGUGUGAUAUGAAGGUUAAAACCAUUCUUAUGUCUGUACUUUGAUGCUAAAAUAAGCUAAUUAACUCUGUAUAAGAAAUGGAAAAAAAAAUGAAAUGAACUUUCUCCCAGAAAGAAAGUGAAUCUGUGUUUUAAAUAAAAUUUGAAUUAUUGCUUCAAA
This is a messenger RNA of Pungitius pungitius (ninespine stickleback), 1286 nucleotides long. RefSeq names its product transmembrane protein 229b-like. Lineage: Eukaryota; Metazoa; Chordata; Actinopteri; Perciformes; Gasterosteidae. The record is from RefSeq and is a predicted model, not a curated record. The transcript has 2 exons. The coding region runs from base 376 to 879 and encodes 167 amino acids.